CAUUAGCUAGCACUCGCUAACGGUAUUCUCUGCAAAAGGGAAGACGGCAAAACCCCCCCAAGAAACUACACCUGGAUUGCUGAAGGACUGUACUUAAUAAAUUAUACCGAUCAAGCAAGGACUAUAUUAAACUGAAAACCAUAACCAACGUUUUUUUUGUUUUUUUGUUUUAAUUUCUGUUGUCGGUUUGACUGUUGUCUCACGAUGGAGGAGAACGGUGCACACUUCUUCGAGGGGACCGAGAAGCUGCUGGAGGUGUGGUUCUCUCGGCAAGACGAGACUAAAGGAACCGGGGACCUCCGCACCAUCCCCAGGUUUGAGUGGGACAAACUCCUGGAGAAUGUGCAUUGUUUGAUCAUAAGUGUGACAAAGACUGACAAGCAGGAAGCGUAUAUACUCAGUGAGAGUAGCAUGUUUGUCUCCAAGAGACGUUUCAUUUUGAAGACAUGUGGAACUACCCUCUUACUGCAAGCACUGGUCCCUCUGCUGGAGCUCGCCCGGGAGUAUUGCGGCUUCGAUGCCAUCGAGAAUUUCUUCUACUCUCGCAAGAAUUUCAUGAAGCCCACCCACCAAGAGUUCCCUCAUCGAAACUUCCAAGAGGAAGUGGAGUUUCUCAGCCAGAUUUUCCCAAAUGGAGCAGCCUACUGCAUGGGACGAUUGAACUCUGACUGCUGGUAUCUGUUUACCCUGGACUUACCGGAGUACUGGGAGAACAAGCAUGCGGAUCAGACGCUGGAAGUAUUGAUGAGUGAUCUUGAUCCAGCCAUUAUGGACCAGUUCUAUAUGAAAGAUGGUGUUUCUGCAAAUGAUGUCACUCGUAUGAGUGGAAUUCGUGACCUGAUACCAGGUUCUGUGAUUGACGCCACAAUGUUCAACCCUUGUGGAUACUCAAUGAAUGGAAUGAAGACUGACGGAACUUACUGGACGAUCCACAUCACUCCAGAGCCGGAGUUCUCGUACGUCAGCUUCGAAACCAAUCUCUCCCAGACGUCCUACGACGAUUUGGUCAGGAAGGUGUUGGAUGUCUUCAAGCCAGGAAAAUUUGUGACAACACUUUUUGUGAAUCAGAGUUCCAAAUGUCGCAGUGUCUUCUCUUCCGCCCAGAAACUCGAUGGGUACAAGCGCGUCGACCGCCAGUUGGCCCAGUUCAACGAUUACAAUUUUGUCUUUACAAGCUACACCAAGAAUCGCCAGCAGAACCAGCAGAGCUGAGGGUGGAGGAUGAAGAAGAGGCGCAAAAAGAAAGAUGGGCGCCUCUGCGGCCAGCUCCUCCUCUCCCCCUCCCUCCGCCGUUGUUGUCCAGGAGCUCCUGGCGCUCGGGGGGCCACGGCCCCCGGUUUGACCACCAGUUUGAAUUGUAUGCAUUGUUGUACCUAUGACUUAGAACUCUUGCAUGAAAGCUCUUUUCUCUGUCUAGAUAUUCUAGCUCACUCUUGCUGUGAUCUUGAAGUGCAUGUAGAGGAAUUAAACACGCUCUGUUUGAGGCUGUCCACCUGCGCCCAGUACAGCGGUCCUUACCUGCAGGUCUCCCCCCUCAUUCCCCACAGACAGGGCUUCCGUGCCCACUAGGCCAGGGCCCUGACAUGCUCAGAUGAGUCCGCCUCUGUUUUGAGUUUACUUUCUUGUUUUUGUUUUUCCCCCCAAAUAGUCAAAUGUACUACUCCAACCGGUCACUUCCUUGCAAGUAAUUUCCCGCCCAGGUUGAUCACUGGUACGUAUAUGUCCCCGUUUUUUCUUCUUCUUCUUCUUCAUAUUAAUGAGUGCACUUUAAAAAGAUUUUUUUUAAGACCAAUCCUUUGUUUCCUGUGUAAAAUUAACUUGUUUAUUGAAAGCAGUAAUAAGCUUUUGGCCAUAAUAUAAAUUUGUAGUGUCGACGUCGAAACAUGAUACAUAAAUCCCUCUCGAAGAACCGCCGUACUUUCCUGUUAAGUGUUGCACUGCUUACCGCAGCCUAACCGGCCCCUGGGACUCGGGUGCGCGGGGCUGUAGGACGGCGCCCGAGCCACAGAGGAAUUCUUGCUGUCGGAGGCUUUGGAAGCGGCACCGUCAGCGGGGCCCCCCGAGCUGCCCUGUGCCUCAAAACCUCCGCAGCCGUAAAGCGGUUUCUGCAAGUCCACCGACGGGCACGCCGGUCAAGUUUUACGGCAGGCGGCAGCGUCGACGGCAACGCUAAAUACUUCAUACAUCACGGACAGUUAACGGUUAUCUUAUCGACGAGUGAACUAAUCGGUUACUGAAUCGGUUUCAUUUUAGAAAAUGGGAAGGAAACGGUACGCCGCAAGGUUAAAUCGCGGGAAGCGGACACACACACACACGUAUCAUCCUAAAACGGUUAGACUUGUGACGGCACACACACACAAACUGCACUCGUGUAAUCGUAUUGCUCGAUAGUUACCAAUAUUACAUUAUAUUACUACAACUGUUAUUACUGCUUCUAUUACUAUGACACUUGUAUUGGCACUACUAACGGAUACACACACACACACACAAUGCCUUCACACAACUUUUUAUAGACAGAAGUUUGAUUUGGGUUUUCUUUGCAUCUGGAGUUUCUGCAUUAAAUUUUGAAUUCUAAGUCACGAAUCGUUAACUGUUUGUUCAUGUUUUAAGUAUUCCCACUUUAUGAAGCGGUACCGUACUGGCGGUUGCAUGAUUUUAAGACACCGAGGUACAUUUAAUGUGCGCUACACUACGCACUCGGCUGGGUUUUUACAGCACGCUGUAUCAACCAGAAGCCCCCAGAACUCGGGCGGGGGGGGGGGGGUGUCCCAGGUCAGGUUGGCGCUCUGAAUCUACACACUCGGUUUUUUCUUUCGUUCUUAACUCAGUUCUCUGCUCUCUGACUGAAUGUAGCACAGCCGGGUGUAUAAUAGGGCUGUCCCAACUUUUGAAUGUAGAGGUCUCUAGAGAGAGGAGCCCCGGACAGGGUCUAAGCUGAAUGUACGACUCCAGGAGACGCACCCCCCCCCUCCCCCUCCCCCUUCCCCCCUCUCCCCGUCCACCCCCAGUGUAGUUUUCUAUGGUGCCGGUCAGGACAAUGCCUUCUGCCGUCCAACAUGGCGGCCAUUGUCCGGCUCCCAGCAGGUCUCUGUCCCCCACCACCACCACGUCCCCGUCCCCCCCCCCCCUCUCCCUUGCACAAAGUCAGACUGUCAGCUGGCCCCAGAACCGUGCGCGACAAGAGUGGCCCUCCUGCAAUGGCGGCUCUGAAUGGGAAAUAAUGAAUCAGACACUUUGCUUAGUGCAGCGCUUGCCCAGCGAAGCAUUUUUCUUUUUCUAAACAAUAUCCAACCUCUCUCUCUUUCGAAACCUCCCCCACACACACACAGAAAUCGGUAAGCGCACAAUAGAGGCCCGCCGAUCUGAGCAUGCCAGGGUGAUCCCGGAUCAUUCCACACAUGACCGUUGUAUAAACUGCCGUUUUAUUAAUUUUAUUGUGCCCCAGACACUUUUGCAGUGAAUUGGUCCAAAAUGUGACUCCCUUGCAAAUUUUUUUUCUUUUCUUUCUUUUUUUUUUUUUUUGAGUAUCAUCAAUGCCCUUUGUUCACUGAGGGGAAAAUUCCUGUGACACUAUGGUGCAUGUGACUACUAGUGCUGUAUUGCUUAACAGUGUAGUGUGCUGCCGUCUCAUCCUCCUGUGUAAAGUAGGUCUGUGUGCUUCACCUUCCUCAUGUUUUAAACCAGCUGAAAUGUAGUCGGAACAGAUGCCGCAUCCUGAUAACACUUCAUCGGACGGGCGGGGGGGGCAAAUCGGGUAUUAAUACUGUUUUGCUGUACUUUGUGGUGCUAAUAGCAGGUCAAUUUUAUGUAUUUUAACGUCCUAAGACAAAAUGGAGUUGGUCGCUGCGAUAACCGUAGCGGCUCUUUUUUUGGGGAAUGCUUUUUAAGGGUUGUCCCUCUCCAUUCGCCGUGCUGAUGAUAGUGGUUCAAAAUGCUUCUCCUGCCACAGAAAGCAGACCGGUUUGAAUUUUCCCAGUAUAGCCAUAGAUGACGGAAAGUGGCGUCCCCUGCCUUUUUAGCACUGUUAAGGAUUGCAAACUUUUUUCUUUUCUUUUUUUCUUUUUUUUUUUUGACCAGUCAGUUGUUAGGAAAGUGCCAAUAACAAUCAAUGUACUGACCACUCAGGGCACAGUAUAGCGAGGAAACAGAACACACGGUAGUUGCUUCACAGCGGACCACUUGAUAAUUGUACAAUAGUUCAUGUAAGGACACUCGAGUGUAGGUGACAAUUGGAUCUGGCUUCCUUCCACUUCCGUCUUUUUCGUGGCUUCUGGAGUGGUCAUAUUUCCAUAGGACCAAUCUCUACUCGGUGUCCUUACCUGAACAGACCUUUCUGUUAGAUGACUCGAGUGAUCAUCCAUGAUUGUUACAGGUCCUUUUUCUCUUUUUUUUUUAAAGGUGAUAUACGUUUAGGGAAUUUCAAACCAGCACCGGUCAAAUGCUUGUUUUUUUUUUUUAAUGGUAUUUUUUAAGUACAUUUUAAGACUUGACAACCUUGGUUGUGGAUUUAGUCCUGUUGGUAUUGAACCUUGCUCUCUUCCUUUUUAUACUUAAAAAUUCAAAUGCUUUUUUCCCCCCAGUUCAAUGCUAAUACAGUUUUUACAAAAAAAAAUAUUUUUGUAAGGAAUUAAUUUUUUUGCAGCGGACCAACCCCCCCUCCCUCCCCCCCUUUUUUUGUGUCUGAGGAGCGUUCACUUUGUGUAAAACUGUUUCAAACUAGUUCUGUUCUGAAAUUGAGGGACGGCCUUUUUGAAAGCUAACCGAAUCAUAUAGGUUUUUUUUAAUAUAUAUAUAUAUAUAUAUAUAUAUAUUCCUCUUGCCUUUUCUUUUUAUAGAAUCCAUGUAGAGGUGAUUUUAUGGGUAGGAAAGGUGAGAGAACGCCUCCCCUGAGAGAGCGAGAGAUGGCAGGAUGUAUCAGGAUGUACUGAAGGGAAAACUUUGCUGUUCUAAUUCUUUCUUUUUGCUAUUCUUUGGAUGGUCAAGAUGUGCUAAAUAUAUCUGUACUAUGAGCUUGAUGCUUAAAUAAAAAAAAUGUAAUAAAAACAAUCAACUG
Messenger RNA from Lampris incognitus (smalleye Pacific opah), 5053 nucleotides. It is a transcript of the gene amd1, whose product is annotated as adenosylmethionine decarboxylase 1. Lineage: Eukaryota; Metazoa; Chordata; Actinopteri; Lampriformes; Lampridae. Gene Ontology annotation, biological process: spermine biosynthetic process; spermidine biosynthetic process. The coding region runs from base 205 to 1212 and encodes 335 amino acids. Gene Ontology annotation, molecular function: adenosylmethionine decarboxylase activity. The record is from RefSeq and is a predicted model, not a curated record. The transcript is spliced from 9 exons. Gene Ontology annotation, cellular component: cytosol.